Molecule: messenger RNA, 522 nt
Organism: Aureobasidium subglaciale EXF-2481
Lineage: Eukaryota; Fungi; Ascomycota; Dothideomycetes; Dothideales; Saccotheciaceae
Exons: 2
Coding region: 28-522 (164 amino acids)
Source: RefSeq, a predicted model, not a curated record
AUCCCCACCUCUCCUUGGGGUUCCACCAUGUCCUCCAACAUCGAUUAUGAAAAAGUAGUCCCAGCGAUGCUCGAGCUCACAGACUCGAUCAUAAAACUUCUUGAUAACACAAGCCACCGCGAGAUCCACGUCAAGAGCCUAAUCAGCGGGCUGAGAGCUUUGAUAAUCCGCGAACGCAAGACCAUUCAUCGACAAGGCAAAGUGAUCAUCGAGUUGAAGAAGCAAUUGGCAGAAGUCGAGGAGCAACUCAAUAUCCUACAAAGCCGUUUACGGAACAGAGUUGAUACGGAUUGGAAUUCUGGAGACAGUAUCCGUAUCAAGAAUGAAGAUGUUGAUGGUAAUGUCAAUGACGAUUCGAGUCCAGAAGAGAACGAUGAUGUUGAAUCUCUGGAUUCAGCUGCGGAAGUGACAACGGCAACAUUGUACGACUUACAGAGCAUAUACAUCCAGAUAGCAGAGCGCUAUGCAUCAGGCCUCAAGGUGGAUGAUAAGAUAAAGUCUGAAUGUUCGGAGGAGACUUGA